ACUGCGUCGUCCGUACGCCACCGACAUCCUUCCGCCGCCGCUACAUCUAAAACCCUACCGCGUCUGGCUCCGAUCAAAUCUCACGCCAAAACAAAUCUCACGCGAACCAACCACCGCAAUUUCGUCGCGCAACCACAGCAAUUUCAUCGCAAGCAAUGCUCCGCCCCUCCGCCGCCGCAGCUUUCCGAUCUGCAGAUCCGGCGGCGCGCGGAGCCAUGGCGUUGCAGCAGCAGCACAGCCUGCCUCGCUCAACUACUGCAGCGCAAGGGAUGCGCUGCCUCCCCUCCACCACAGCUGCGUUCCGCCCAGCAAAUCCGGCGGCGCGCGGCGCCAUGGCUCAGCGGCAGAGCCUUGCUCCCCCAACCACUGCGGCGCAAGGAAAGCACCACCACUCAUCCGCUACAGCGUCUCGGCCGACAGGUCCGGCGGCGCGCGGCGCCAUGGAGUUCGAUUACUUCGUAGUCAUCGACUUCGAGGCCACCUGCGAGCGAGAUUCAAGAAUCUACCCGCAGGAAAUUAUCGAGUUUCCUGCGGUCCUCGUCGACGCCGCCACUGGAGGCCUCGUCUCAUCGUUCCGCACAUACGUGAGGCCUCGGCACCACCCGCGCCUCACCGAAUUCUGUUCCGAGCUGACGGGAAUCCGGCAAGACCAGGUCGACGGCGGCGUGGACCUUGAGCAGGCGCUGGCGAUGCACGACGCGUGGCUGAAGGAGGCGGGCGCCGCCAAGGACCGCCUGGCCGUCGUCACUUGGGGUGAUUGGGACUGCCGCACAAUGCUUGAGUUUGAAUGCAGCUUCAAGUGCCUCACCAAGCCGUCCUACUUCAACCAGUGGGUCAACCUCAGGAUCCCCUUCGAAGAAGUGUUCGGCGCUGGGCGGCGCAACCUUCAGGAGGCAGUCGCAGAGGCGGGUCUGCAGUGGAACGGCCGCCUACACUGCGGCCUCGACGAUGCCCGCAACACGGCGUACCUCCUCGCAGAGCUGAUGCGGCGAGGGGCGACCAUCUCUAUCACCGGCUCUCUGGCGCCACCACCUCAGUCAGAGCCAGAGCCGCAGCCACAGCCGCAGCCGCAGCAGCCUCCAGUGAAUCGUAGCUUUAGCUCGUGCUUCAGUGGCGCUGUUGCCGCAGACUGCUACUGCUACUGCUACUGCUACUGCGGCAUGGCUAUCCGAAGAGGGGUGAUGGCCACGCCGGGGCCAAUGCAAGGGCACUGCUUUUACAUCUGUGGCAAUUGGACACCAUCUUUGGGGCCGGUGUGCCCUUUCUUUGUCUGGGCGGCCUGAUUGCCGGCCGUCCGGACUCCCAUCGCGUCUACCUCAAUCUUCAGUAAGGUCUCCCUGUCCCUGAUGAGAUCAAGCUGCGAGUUACUUCCUCCUGUUCAGAUGCAUCGUCAUCCAUGAAAAGAUAAGUUUCUGAUAUCUGCCCCUUGCCCAAUGCAAACUAUAUCUUUAUAUAUUGUUUCCUCUUUUCCAACCUUGAAUCUGCAAUUCUUUAGCCAUUCAGUAUCAUUUUCAUUCAUGCCCCCCAGGGUAUAUGUUUACGCCUGCAUAAUCAGCUGUAGAUAAUUAUCUCAAUAUCUGUUUUUUAGAUAGCUUAGUGCCAUUACAUGUAAUUUUUUUCACUCACCUCAGCAUUUACUGCACCACUCAUCUUCCAUUACGUUAUUACAUCAUCAUUUGCAGUAGGCUACUCAUUGAAUGCAUAUCUGCUUCCUCUCUUUGCAGUAGGACAUUCAUAUCCUGAUACUAGAAUUCUGAUACUAGCCAUCCUUUUGUAUGGUCCAAUCUCAGUUACAUGUUAUGUUAUUACUAGUCAUUCUGAUACUAGUGAUUCCUUUAUCCUUAAUUAUAGUUGCUAAUAAUUAAUUUUAAUAUGCAUGUAUGAUGGCUGUCAUUUAGCUAAUGUUAAUUUUCCUGGGAUCACAGACCGCCAUUCUUUCUAGAGUUCUGUUUUCCUAUACAAUAGCAGAAUUUACAGUUGCUAAUCGUUGAUUAGACAGUUCAAAUUUGCAUAAUCUGCAUCUAAGAUCGCUGUCAUUUAGCAAAUAUGUUCAAUUUGGUCGGGAUCACAGUACUGCCAAUAUUUUUAGAGUUCUGAAUUUCUACAUUGUAGCCUACAUAGCCCUAAUACGCAAAUCAAACUGUCAUUCUUUCAUUUACAACUACUUUUUACUAAUCAGAUCUACAGCUCAUGUGGUUGGUCUGGGCAUAAUGUGAAACAAAGUAGUGUCUAUUUUUUAUGACCAUGUAUCAAUUCCUGUCUUUUUGUUUUUGUACACUGCAAGUCAAUGCCAGUCUUUUUUCUUUGUAUCAUCAGCACAUAUUUUCAUCCCACAAAUUUAUAUCCCUUCCCCCUUUUUUUACAGAUGAUACCCUACUACAAGGCUACUCAGCAUAUAUCCAGGAGGGAUCUCAGGAUCUCAGGAUGGAGAACUGCCUGUUGGCAGGGGGGAUAGAAGUACUGAUCAAGGCAGUCACGCAAGCAAUACUCUAUGUCAUGUUUCAAGUUGCCGAGAGGAUUAUGUGAGCAUAUCGACGCGACUAGCAGAGGCUUCUGGUGGGGGGUUGCUUGGGAGGAGAUGGUCAAGCCCAAGCAGUGGCAUUGGGAGGACUCGCUUCAGAGAUAUCGAGCUGUUCAACCAAGCCUUGCUAGCCCGGCAAGCAGGAUUCUGAAUGAGCCCACCUCCCUGAGCGCGAGGAUAUUCAAAGCUGUGUAGGACCCGUGUGUGGAUUUCCUGGAAGCAGACUGGGCACAGGACCAUCACAUGUACGGCGUGCAAUCAUAGAAGGGGAGGAUCUACUAAGUGCUAACACAAGGGAUAAUCCGCAGGAUUGGGAGGGGUGAGACAACAAACAUAAGGAGUAUGAACUGGUUACCACGAGACGACCAGCCCCGGCUUCAGCACCUCGUGCCCAAAUGCACUACAGUGGGUUCACGAGUUGAUUUACCCACUUACUCUAUCGUGGGAUCAACAGAAGCUACAAGCCUUUUUCUAUCCAAUGGAUGCAGAGGUAAUCAGUUCCAUCCCAUUGACCACCAGGUGACAGAGACUUUUGGGCCUGGCAUUAUGAGAGAACGGGUGUGUUCUCCGUAUGAUUGGCAUACUGGAUGCUUGUCCAGAAGAAGGAAAAUUGUACAGCAUGGCUGGAAGAGAAACUGGGGAUGUCAGACUUGCGUGCGAAUGAGAAGGAAUGGUCAGCUAUAUGGCAGUUGAAAGUUCCUUCGAAGAUCAGAAUGUUCCUCUGGAGACUAUCAAGAUAGUCCAUACCAACCGGAGAUGUUCUCGAUCGCCGGCAUGACACAAUAGGCAGCAUGUCUGAUUUGUGGCGCACAAGAUUCGUGGAAGCAUUCUCUAUUGGAGUCUAAUAUGGCUAAAUGCGUCUGGGUGCUGUCAAAGGGGUGGUGGAACACAUUUGCAAUAUUCAGGAAUCAGGAUCAGAACCCAUGGGCAUGGCUAGCUGAAGUUAUCUCCUCAUUGCCGAGGGAGGAACUCAUGAGGAUGGUGGUAACAAUGUGGGCAACCUGGCAUGCGAAACGCAAGGUGAUCUAUGAAAAGGUCUUUCAAAGCCCAUUUUCAACGCGCAGCUUUGUGGAGAGAUACAUGGCUGAUCUAGCCCUGUCAGAAGCUCGCCCGGAGAAUGUGAAACGGGCAGCAACUAGCUCACCGCGGUGGAUUCCCCCUCCACAUGGUGUAGCCAAGAUCAAUGUUGACGCGGCAUUAUUGAAAAGCUCAAGGCUGGCCUCGGCUGCAGCAGUAGCUAGGGAUGAGGCCGGUGUUUUCCUGGGAGCAUCGGCUGUGGCAACACCAGGAAUCACUGAUCCGGAGACCAUGGGAAGUGUUGGCAUUUAGAGAAGGACUAGCACUUGCAAAUGACUUAAGUGCUGCGCUGGGCCAGGUUGGCGAGUGACUGCACAAAUGCUGUGAUAAGUAUUGCACAAACCACGCUGGGACCAUACAACCAGAUCACCAAGGAGAUCAAAGAAGAUGCACUGGCUUUCCAGGAGAUGGAGUUUGUUCAUGACAGAAGAGAAGCAAACCACGACGCCCACGUGCUAGUGAGGAGCUCGCUUUUCAGCUCAAUUGGCCAGCAUAUUUGCUUUUUUGAUCCGCCAGAUGGUGUUUGUAAUUCUUAUUCAAUGACUUAAUAUGAGUGUCAGAGUCUAACAAAAAAAGAUCACUUCUGCUAUUCGCAUAUAUGCACAUCUAUAUUCUGUGAUGUUCAAGAAGUUUGAUAUGUCACCUAUAAAAUUUGCAGUCUGUGCACAUAUAUUUGUGUUGAAUAUGUACUGUGUAAAUUUGAAAUCUGCAGUUUUUGUGUACAUCUGGAAUUUUGUAUUGAAUUGGAUACUUUUUGCU
This is a messenger RNA of Panicum virgatum (switchgrass), 4357 nucleotides long. Its product is annotated as ERI1 exoribonuclease 2-like. Gene Ontology annotation, biological process: exonucleolytic trimming to generate mature 3'-end of 5.8S rRNA from tricistronic rRNA transcript (SSU-rRNA, 5.8S rRNA, LSU-rRNA). Gene Ontology annotation, molecular function: zinc ion binding; nucleic acid binding; 3'-5'-RNA exonuclease activity. The transcript has 2 exons. The record is from RefSeq and is a predicted model, not a curated record. The coding region runs from base 156 to 1283 and encodes 375 amino acids. NCBI's taxonomy places the organism in Eukaryota, Viridiplantae, Streptophyta, Magnoliopsida, Poales, Poaceae.